Molecule: messenger RNA, 432 nt
Organism: Protopolystoma xenopodis
Lineage: Eukaryota; Metazoa; Platyhelminthes; Monogenea; Polystomatidea; Polystomatidae
Source: the annotation of a GenBank genome assembly
CUCCCUUAUAAAAUCAAGAGUCGGGAUGUUACUGUGGAUAUUAGACGGCGUCAGCUGACUGUUGGCAUUAAAGGACACCCGCCUAUACUGGAUGGUGAACUUUACAAUGAAGUCAAGGUGGAAGAAUGCUCCUGGAGCCUGGAAGAUGGUCUGGUGAUAUCGGUGAGUAUAGAGAAGAUAAAUCGAAUGGAAUGGUGGAGCCGUAUAGUAGCAGGCGAGCCGGAGAUCAACACGCGUAAGGUUCAGCCCGAGAACUCGAAGUUAUCCGAUUUGGACGGCGAGACACGCUCAAUGGUUGAGAAAAUGAUGUAUGACCAGCGCCAAAAAGAGAUGGGUCUACCAACUUCAGAAGAGCAGAAGAAGCAUGAUAUGCUGAAAAAGUUCAUGGAAGCUCAUCCUGAAAUGGAUUUCUCGAAAUGCAAAUUUGGUUAG